This is a messenger RNA of Musca domestica (house fly), 1076 nucleotides long. Its product is annotated as putative nuclease HARBI1. The record is from RefSeq and is a predicted model, not a curated record. The transcript is spliced from 4 exons. Lineage: Eukaryota; Metazoa; Arthropoda; Insecta; Diptera; Muscidae. Bases 27 to 1076 code for a protein of 349 amino acids.
AGUAUUUCAAUUAACUUAAUUAAAAUAUGUACUUAAUGUGUUCUUUUAGAUUUGAAAAUUACUUCAGGAUUAACAAGGACUGUUUUCAGGAUGUGCUGAAAGAAAUUUCGCCAAAGUUGAAAAGUGGGCGCCGGUCAUUGGCUCUUAGGCCUGAAAUAAAAUUGGCCACAGCAUUAAGAUUUUUAGCGCAAGGAUCUUAUCAGACCAGUGUCGGAAAUGACUUCAAUAUUUCCAUUACACAACCCACUGUGAGUGUUGUAUUGAAGGAAGUUUUGGAAGCUUGUGAAGCAACAAUCUGUUGUAAGUGGAUUAUGACGGAGGAAGAGAAGAAUUCCGCGAAAGAAUACUUUUUUACAAAUUCCGGAAUUCCUGGUGUGAUAGGUUGUGUUGAUGGAACCCACAUCAAAAUUAUUUCGCCAGGAAGAAACGAUGCAAAUAUGUGUUUCAAUCGUAAAGGAUUUUAUAGUUUAAACGCCAUGGUUGUAUGUGACCACAAAAUGAAAAUAAGGUACUUUGAUGCAAGAUAUGGCGGAUCGGCACAUGACUCCUUAGUGUGGAAUGUAAGCGUGAUGAAACGUUUACUGCAGGAACGGUAUGAUGCAGGAGAACGAAAUUCAUGGCUACUUGGCGAUGCCGGGUAUCCUUUUGAACCAUUUCUAAUGAAAGCAAUUUCAACAGCAAACAUGCAAAGGCAAGAAACAUUGUUGAAAGAACAAUUGGACUGCUUAAAACACGCUUUCGGUGCCUACCGACUUGGAACCAUUUCUAAUGAAAGCAAUUUCAACAGCAAACAUGCAAAGGCAAGAAACAUUGCUGAAAGAACAAUUGGACUGCUUAAAACACGCUUUCGGUGCCUACUAGGAGCCCGUGAGCUGCACUAUAGCCCAAUUAAAGCUGCAGUAAUUGCAAAUGUGUGUGUUGCUCUACACAACAAGUGCAUGGAUUUUGCAGAGGAACACUUGGAUGACAUCGAAAACAUAAUCAUGCAAGAACGAAAUUAUCAAGAAGACGUUGAAGGCGCGUAUUCCACCGAGGCUAGUCAAAUAAGGAACAACAUAAGGGACAAUUUAUUUUAG